AUCUUACUCAUGAAGGAAGAGGGUCCACUGCGUCGUAGGUUUUCUUCAUGUGCUGGGGUUUCGCUUCCUCCACGAGCUGAUGGUCGAAAACUUGUCCGGAAUGCUUCAUUCGGAGGAUACAAUGAACUUACUCCAAUCUUUCGAGGUUUUGACAAAGGAAAAGAUGACACAUUGCAGAGUAAAGAUGAUUCCACACAGUCUAUGUCAAAAAGCAAGUCUGAAUCUAAACUUUAUAAUGGAUCUGAGAAGGAGAUUGCAGCCACCACCACCUCUUCUACAAUCAAACUUACAAAGAAGGAGUCCCUUAAGGUUCAAAAGAAAAAUUACAGGGAAGAGAAGAAAAGAGCAACAAAAGAAUUACUUAGCACAAUUACAGACCCAUCGGUUAUUGUUAUGGCUGACUGGUUGAAGAUCCGUGGUACACUGAAAAGCUGGACCAAACUUUGGUGUGUGUUGAAACCAGGGGUAUUGCUCAUUUAUAAAACCCCUAAAAAUGGCCAGUGGGUGGGAACAGUACUUCUGAACGCUUGUGAACUCAUUGAACGGCCUUCGAAAAAGGAUGGGUUUUGUUUCAAACUUUUCCAUCCUUUGGAGCAAUCCAUCUGGGCUGUUAAAGGACCUAAAGGUGAAGCUGUUGGCUCUAUAACACAGCCAUUACCCAGCAGUUACUUGAUCAUCCGAGCAGCUUCAGAAUCAGAUGGUAGGUGUUGGAUGGAUGCAUUGGAACUAGCUUUGAAAUGUUCAGGUUUGCUGAAGCGUACUAUGAUUAGAGACGGCAAAGAACAUGAGCUGAACUCAUCAACAGACGUUGCACAUGUCUCUCUCUAUGGCCUCCUGCGUGCAAACAAUGUACAUAGUGGUGAAAGCUUCCCGUUAAAUGACAGUGAAAUGGAAAGGCAUCAUUUUAAAGAUCCAGAUUUGUAUUCGGAUAAAUCAGAUAAGGAAAAUGAUCAUGAUCGUGAUGAGUCAGACAAUGAUGGCUUGUUGGAAAGUGACUCUGACACAUCAGAGCGACAGGAUGACUCAUACAUUGACCCGGAACCUGAUCAUGUCAAGGAAACAACUUAUUUGGAAGAGGCUCAUGAAGAACUUGGGGAGGCAGGGGAAGCAUCUCAAACUGAAAUUGUAUCAGAGGAGAACAAGAGUUUAAUCUGGACAUUACUAAAACAAGUACGCCCAGGAAUGGACCUCUCCAAGGUGGUGCUACCUACAUUUAUUUUGGAAACACGUUCUUUUUUGGACAAACUCUCUGACUAUUACUAUCAUGCAGACUUCUUAUCUGAGGCUGCCAUUGAAGAGAAUGCUUACAAUCGUAUGAAGCAAGUUGUGAAAUGGUAUUUGUCAGGAUUCUACAAGAAGCCAAAGGGACUAAAAAAACCCUAUAAUCCUAUACUUGGUGAGACCUACCGUUGUAUGUGGAUUCAUCCGAGGACAAAUAGCAAGACUUUUUAUAUUGCUGAACAGGUGUCUCAUCAUCCUCCAAUAUCUGCCUUCUAUGUAAGCAACCGAAAGGAUGGAUUUUGCCUUAGUGGUAAUAUUUUGGCCAAAUCCAAAUUUUAUGGAAAUUCUUUAUCUGCCAUUCUGGAGGGUGAAGGGCGACUGAUGUUCCUAAAUAGAGGAGAGGAAUAUGUAAUGACAAUGCCAUAUGCACAUUGUAAAGGAAUUCUGUAUGGAACAAUGACUUUAGAGCUUGGGGGAACAGUCUACAUUGCAUGUGAAAAAACUGGAUAUAGUGCUGCACUUGAAUUCAAAUUAAAGCCAUUUUUAGGCAACAAUGACAGUGUUAAUCAAAUAUUGGGGAAAAUAAAACUGGGCAAAGAAGUUUUGGCUACUCUAGAGGGCCAUUGGGACAGUGAAGUUAUUAUUAGGGAUAAAAAAACAGAUGUUUCAGAGACAUUCUGGAAUCCAACACCUGAAAUCAGACAGCACAGAUUAAGAAGAUACACAGUGAAGUUUGAGGAGCAAAGUGACUUUGAAUCAGAGAAACUUUGGCAACAUGUGACGCGUGCUAUAAACAACAAAGACCAAGCAGAAGCAACGCAGGAGAAAUGUGUUUUGGAGGACGCUCAGAGAAAAGCUGCCAAAGAAAGGAAACUCCACGAUGAAGAGUGGAUAUGCAGACUAUUUGAGCAAGAUGUACUCACAGGAGAAUGGAAUUACAAAUACUCAGAUACAAGACCAUGGGAUCCACUGAAUGAUAUGAUACAAUUCGAAAAAGAUGGUGCCAUCCAGACAAAAGUCAGACAUCGGACACCAAUGGUUAGUGUUGCAAAAAUUAAGAGGUCUACUACAUCAAAGAAAGGAGAGUGUGGCUUCUCCUCGCCAGAACCUGAUAAUCAGGACUCCUCUGGAAGUGAAGCACAUCUCAAGCACAGUACAAGAAUCCGGAAGAAGAUGGUAGACCUCGGAGAACUUCAAAGUGCCAUUGAAUCUAUACGGGAGACUCAGGAAGAAAUUCGAAGGGACAUUACGGCUCUUCGAACCCGAAUGACUUCAAACUCACCAACUCAAGAUAAUUUUUUUCAGUUCAAGCACUAUGUCUUCAUUUUGCUGAUGAUUCUCCUGCAGCUUAUCAUUAAUUACUGGUUUAAGUAGAAUGCCUGGGAAGAAGAAUACAUGAAAUGAGAAUGAUUAUAUUUUUCUGGGACCAUAUUUUAAGUUUGGGUUGACUUCACAUAAUGCAAUAUUAUCCAAAAGAUAAGAGACCAGAGAGUAAGAUUUAGGCCUUUAUUGACAAUGCUUGUGCUUACAUGGAGCAACGUCUGUGAUAUUCCGCCCUAGCCAGAUGACAUGGACAGUACAUAUGUGCCAGUACCUUACUCUUUGUGACUUUCAGAUGCCGGAUACCUGCCUUGCAUAUUCCGGUAUGUUGUAUGCUACAGUGACAUAAACCAGUGCAGAAAAUGUCAGCCUGGUAAUUCAAAGACAUAUUUUUGUUGUAACCAAAUAAUCCCCACUGGUGAUGUUGACAGCACUAAGUUUAAUAGAAACUGUGAUCCUAGUUCAUUAGAAAACGUAUAUUGAUGUCAACUUGAUAUAUUCAGUCUUAUAAAGAAUAAAUUAUUCAGCUGUUCUUGCCAUUAAAAGGCACUAGAUUACUAGUCCAUCAGCAUUUCAUUAAUCCUGUUACAUUUCAGUGAUUUACUCCUUAGCU
Molecule: messenger RNA, 3154 nt
Organism: Euleptes europaea (tarantolino)
Lineage: Eukaryota; Metazoa; Chordata; Lepidosauria; Squamata; Sphaerodactylidae
Gene: OSBPL8
Product: oxysterol binding protein like 8
Exons: 21
Coding region: 10-2595 (861 amino acids)
Cellular component (GO): intracellular membrane-bounded organelle; membrane; cytosol
Molecular function (GO): cholesterol binding
Source: RefSeq, a predicted model, not a curated record